This is a messenger RNA of Punica granatum (pomegranate), 1044 nucleotides long. The record is from RefSeq and is a predicted model, not a curated record. Lineage: Eukaryota; Viridiplantae; Streptophyta; Magnoliopsida; Myrtales; Lythraceae.
CACACAGAUCUUCUUCUACCAUUCGGUACCUAACCCCUUUCUCUCAUAUCAUCAGACGCAGUUAGCGGAAAAGCUCUGCAGCUCUGCUCUCUGUCCUGUCCUUUGAAUUCAUGCAUUAAUCUUAUUAAUUCCCAGAAGCCCGUUGAGUUUUUGGGAUGAUCCAUACACACCACGGCUGAUUCCCAUAUUGAUCGUGUCAUCGUUAUCGCCGUCACGGCCAAUCCGAGGAGAGUUCUAGCAUCCCGCCACUGUAGGAGAAGACCCGAAGAGUCUGGAUUAGCCUGAAUUGGUAUCUUGGACUUGGAGGGGACAGGGAUCAAUGGAGGGCCCACCGUCGUCUUCUUCCUCUUCUCCUUCGAAGACUGAGCUCCUUGACGCCCCGCUGAGUACCAUCGGGUUCGUCAUUGGGGAGGUGUCGCCGCGCAGGGUCACUGGCAGUCUUUCCGUCAACGAGAAGUGCGUCCAGCCGUUCAAGGUCCUACAUGGAGGGGUGUCGGCGAUGAUAGCGGAGGGGCUGGCAAGCCUGGGGGCUCACAUGGCGAGUGGCUACAAGAGGGUUGCUGGGAUUCAUCUCAGCAUCAACCAUGUCAAGAGUGCUCUCCUGGGAGAAGUUGUCCAUGCCGAAGCCACCCCCGUCAGUCGAGGCAAUACCAUCCAGGUGUGGGAGGUUCAGCUGUGGAAGGCUAAUCCUCAGAACCCCAAGGAAAGGUUGCUGGUCUCCUCUUCCCGCGUGACUCUGCUGUGCAACAUGCCCGUGCCCGAGCGCGCAAAAGACGUGGACAAGAUUAUCAAGAAAUACGCCAAGUUGUGAAGUCUCAAGGCUGCUGUUCUUUCUUUCAAGUUUGAAAUGAGUGUCUUCCUCGUCCUCCCACUGUUUGCUUCUUCUUGUCUGCUCAGGGUAUGUGUAUUCAAGUGAAUCCCAACCGGAAAAAGAAGUGGCAAUGAGUUGCGUUGUGUAUUCAUAUAACAGACAGAUUUGAGCUUCAGCUCAUAAUGUAUAAAAUGUAAUUCGCAUCUGAUUGUCAAUAGUGGAAAAGUUUCUCC